Messenger RNA from Punica granatum (pomegranate), 3530 nucleotides. Lineage: Eukaryota; Viridiplantae; Streptophyta; Magnoliopsida; Myrtales; Lythraceae. The record is from RefSeq and is a predicted model, not a curated record.
CUUUCACCAUCCCAACCCGUACAGAUCUCGAACCCUCUCUCUCUCUCUCUCUCUCUCUCUCUCGCGUCGGUCGCUCUGUCAAUUCGUCAAUUUUGGUGUCGUGCGAGUUGACUCACAGCAGGUGCCGACUCAGCCGCCGAUCAUGGGAGUUCCCGCGUUCUACCGGUGGCUCGCCGACCGGUACCCGAAGGCCAUCGUCAACGUCAUUGAGGAGGAGCCCGGCGUCGACUCGGCCGGCGUCCCUGUGCCCGUCGAUGUCUCGAAGCCUAACCCUAACGGCACGGAGUUCGAUAAUCUGUACCUGGACAUGAACGGAAUCAUUCAUCCCUGUUUCCAUCCCGACGGCAAGCCUCCGCCUGCCACCUAUGAUGAUGUCUUCAAAUCAAUAUUUGAUUACAUCGACCAUCUCUUUUCUUUAGUUCGUCCUAGAAAGCUCCUUUAUAUGGCGAUUGAUGGUGUUGCACCAAGAGCUAAAAUGAAUCAACAACGUUCUCGGCGCUUCAGAGCUGCAAAAGAUGCAGCUGAUGCUGAAGCUGAAGAAGAAAGGCUGAGAAGAGAAUAUGAGGUUGAAGGAAUUAACCUUUCCUCCAAAGAAAAGCCUGAAACAUGUGAUUCAAAUGUAAUCACUCCAGGCACACAGUUCAUGGCUGUUCUUUCCGUUGCCCUUCAGUAUUAUAUUCAAUCUAGGUUGAACCGCAAUCCUGGGUGGCAGCAGACAAAGGUUAUUCUGUCUGAUGCGAAUGUUCCUGGGGAGGGGGAGCACAAGAUCAUGUCAUACAUUCGGUUGCAGCGUAAUCUUCCUGGUUAUGGUCCAAACACCCACCACUGUCUGUAUGGUCUGGAUGCCGAUCUGAUUAUGCUUUCUUUGGCUACACACGAGAUUCACUUUUCAAUUCUUAGAGAGGUUGUCACUCUUCCUGGACAACAAGAAAACUGCUUUAUUUGUGGCCAAUCUGGUCAUCUGGCUGCUGAGUGCAAUGGUAAUACUGAUGGGAAUGGGAAAGAUGAAACUCCUAUACACAAGAAGAAAUAUCAGUUCCUCAGUAUCUGGGUUCUAAGGGAGUACUUACAGCAUGAUUUGGAGAUUCAGAAUCCUCCUUUUGAGAUUGAUUUCGAGAAAAUAGUGGACGAUUUUGUCUUUCUUUGUUUCUUUGUUGGCAAUGACUUUCUUCCCCAUAUGCCAACAUUAGAAAUUCGGGAGGGUGCAAUAACCUUAUUAAUGUCCAUUUAUCAAAAGGAGUUUGCUGCAAUGGGCGGUUACCUUACUGAAGCAGGCGAGGUGUUCCUAGACAGAGUAGAACAUUUUGUCCAGGCUGUUGCCAUCAAUGAAGAUCAAAUUUUUCAGAAGCGGGCUCGUAUACAGAAGGCGCAGGAGAUGAAUGAAGAAAUGAGAGCUCGAUCAAGAAGAGAGACAUCUGAAGAAAUACCUGCACCGGUGCCAGUAGUGGACAAGAUUAAACUUGGCGAGCCUGGAUACAAGGAUCGGUAUUAUGCCGAUAAAUUUGCUGUCUCAACUCCAGAGGAGAUAGAAAGAGUUAGAAAGGAGACUGUCUUGAAAUAUGUGGAAGGUUUAUGUUGGGUCUGCUCGUAUUACUACCAAGGUGUGCGUUCAUGGCUAUGGUACUAUCCAUACCAUUAUGCUCCUUUUGCUUCGGAUCUCAAGGAUUUGAAUGAUUUGGAGAUUACGUUCUUUCCGGGGGAGCCUUUUAAACCGUUUGAUCAGCUUAUGGGGACCCUGCCAGCUGCAAGUGCCACUGCUCUGCCAGAACAUUACCGAAAACUGAUGACUGAUCCUUCAUCGCCAAUCCUCAAAUUUUACCCAGCUGAUUUUGAGAUCGACAUGAAUGGCAAGAAAUUUGCAUGGCAGGGUGUUGCAAAAUUACCGUUCAUUGAUGAAAGAAAGUUGCUCGUAGAAACCAAGAAGCUUGAAGCCUCUCUAACAGCGGAAGAGCAACUUCGGAAUAGUGUGAUGCAUGAUUUGCUGUACGUACACCCAGUGAACCCCCUGUCUCAACAAAUAUAUGAGUGCUACCGGAUACUGUCUCCAUUAUGUCAACAUGAACGAUACCCUCUGAGAAUUGAUACGAAUGCCAGUCAUGGAAUGAACGGAUACCUUUGGUUAUAUCAGAGGAAUGAACUGAGUAAUGUAGUUCCUUCCCCAGUCCAGGGAUUACCUGAUAUUACCCAUAACCAAGUCUUAAAUGUGACAUACCUAGAUCCUGAAAAGCAUAGGCACAUCCCAGAAUUGCCCAAGGGAGUAGUCAUGCCCAAAAAGAUUUUGGGACCUUUAGAUUUCAAGCCGUUACCGGUGUUAUGGCAUGAAGACAACGGUGGCAGACGCCAGCAGGGCCGAGAAAGGGCCCGAGUACCUGGAGCAAUAGCUGGUACUUACCUGGGGGAAGCAGCUCAUCGUCUCAUCAAGAACACACUCAACAUCAAGUCCAGCAACAACAAUAGUGCGUCCUUGGGAUGGAAUGGACCUCUUCAGGGGAAUUUUCCAGGAAACUAUGGAGUCAACAACAGGCCAAGGCCAAUGGGACCCUCAGGUUAUGAAAGAAGGGGCUAUUAUAUUGAGAAUUACAAUCAGUACCACCACGGGAAUUACAUUAACUCUCAUGGAACAGCAGCUGAUUAUAAGAACUCUCCACCAUCGAAUGGCAAUUAUCAGGGCGGGAGAAACAGUAAUCGAACCCAUGAGAGACAGUACGUGGAACAGUAUCGUGAGAUGAGGAACGGAAUGGCUGGUUUGACAGUUGAAAAUAGUGGGAGAGUCAACAGCAGAGAACCGCCGAAGACGUUGAAUGCUGGCCAAGUAGUGUUAAACCAAGAGGAGCAGUUCAUUCAGAACAUGUCUCCAUUGCCAACACCUCCGAUCAAGUGGAUUCAUAAACAGAGCUCUGAGGUUGGUGAUGGCAGUUCCGGAGGAGGAACUGUGAAGAAGGUCUACCAGGUGAAGACUAGUGCACCAUCCCAGGAAGGGCCAACUUUGGACAACCAGCCAUUGUAGUUACAGAAGGCAAUGUCAUGAUUUAUCUCCCCCUGCCUCGCUGGGAGCUCUAGGUUGCUCGUGGCUCAAAACUGCUGUGCUUAUGGGAGACUCAGUAAUCCAUUCAAAGAGCAGCAUGGCUCCGAGGUCCCAUUAGGCACAGACAAGAUGCUUAGCCGGUUGCUUUGUCGCAACUUUUCGCUAGACAGAUGCUGAGAAACAGGAACCCUGUAAGUAGAGAAAAUUGGUCGGAUGGCAGCAGUUCAACCGAGGCAUGGAUUGGGAAUCUUAAAUAGGCACAGUUUACUUGAGGGAGCUCUAGUGCUGCUCGGGUUUGCCAUCUUAACAGGUUCACUAGGGAGAAAGUGUAUAUUAUUGUAGAGGUAGGUGAAAAAACAUUGAUGUUGUUACGUUGUGCUCUUCAUUUUAGCGUGAAAUUUUCAUUUUUAUAAGGAAAGACCGUGAAUAGCAGAAAGGUUGAUCAUGUAUGGUUAAUUUCAUCGAUUCCACAGCUAAUGGAAGAUGUUCAUUUUUAGUUGAGAUA